Molecule: messenger RNA, 1072 nt
Organism: Rhodofomes roseus
Lineage: Eukaryota; Fungi; Basidiomycota; Agaricomycetes; Polyporales; Fomitopsidaceae
Exons: 5
Coding region: 120-812 (230 amino acids)
Source: RefSeq, a predicted model, not a curated record
AGCUCUUGUGGCUGUAGCUACUCGCGAGAUCUCUUCUGUGGGCUUGGAACCGACGGAAUUCUCUGUGCCUCUCUUGUCGCGCGGAACUAAUGUUUCUCAGCCUGGCAGCUUGAGUGGCGAUGACUGGUAUGACAAUCCUCAGGGUAUCACGAUGGGAUCCGCAGAGAAGCCCAUACGUAUUCAGCAUUCAAGCACGAGGCCUGUGUUUCGCUGCGACAGCAUCUCGGCGCGAAUCACCACGCUUGUCGAGGAUAUGGAAGCUGCGAAGGAGGACAAGCUGCGGCUGGAGGCCAAGGCGAUCAGUGAGUGAAUGUUAUGAAUGUAACCGUCCACUGAUUCCUGAAUCGCACGAACCUCACCGUAGUUCUGGAAGCGGAGGUGAUGGCUUGCAAGCAGGAGAAAGAGAUACUGGGGCAGGAAGUCUUCGAGCGCACCCGGUCAAUCCUCAACCAACUCCAGGGCACACUAGCGGAUGUCACGACGAUGCAGGCAGAUGUGCGAUUGCGAUACGAUCGGCCGGAUGCCAGAAGGCUCAGGCGCGAGUCUGCGCAUACAUAGUCCGAGUUGGUAUCCAGCGCAUGGCGAUACAGCGAAUGUCUUCCUGUUCCCACUGGAUUGGCGACACAAGACUACUGAGAAAGCACAUAUCUAUGGCACUGUCAUCCGCUCCGUACCAUGAAGUUGUUGCUACACAGAUUCGCAGCCUGCGUGAACUGCCAGGUUCUUCCUUAUCUUUACGCGGCUCUCCCAAUCGAGACCAGAAUGCAGCCACUACUUACGGCUUGGGCGUGAGCGGUAGGAGGAGCUUCUGAGUUCUGCUAAAGCGCAGCUCAACUGAUCUUUCUCAGGUCGGAAUACCUAUUGAAGGCGCCGCUCAGGACCCCUCCAGUGGGUGAGCGAACGAUACACAUAGUGAUGGCAUAUGCGGUGUGGGGUGAGAACGCUCGUGUGCUCGGUGAAGCUCAUGAGUAUCUAUAGCGAUAGGAAAGGCGAGUAUAGGGACACGCGUGCGAGUUGCGCAUUAUCUAUGGUCGCAAGAACAUCCUGAACACACGAGUCAGAUCAGCAUCGA